CUUCCGAAUCUGACAGCGAAGCCUCGCCGGCCACUGCCCCCGGGGAAGACUUGACUUGAGCUUACAAAAACACUCGGAAGAUGCGGCAGCGCGUAGACCAUGUGGAAAUUGCAGCGAAGCCAACACCUUGCACCUCUCCCGCUCGUCGCAUUGGGCAAGAGAGUCUGCAGAUUUCCUCCGAUUCCAGGCUUCGACCGCGUCGCCCGAGAUUCCUGGCGCAUCGCUGCGGUUUGCAGGCGUCGCUUGCUUCAGGAUCCCAAAAGAAAAAGUUAGCACUUGAAUAAUCUCGAUCAAGUGCGUUAUGAUCGAGACAAUUCUAGCUGGUUUCGCCAAAGAUGUUGUCAAGUCACUCGGCAACUUAGCCAUUAAUGAAGUUUCUAAAGUACUCUGUGUAAGGAAUGAGAUCAACAAACUUAAGGGUAGACUUGAGUUUAUCACGACGAUCAUCAUGGAUGCAGAGCAGACUGUCGUACAACAGGCAGCCACUAGGAAUUGGCUGAAGAGACUCAGAGAAAUUAUUUAUGAGGCAGAAAACAUAAUUGACCGCUGCAGGAUUGAAGCAGAUAGACACCAAACAUCACAACCACAGGAGUGCAAUCCUUCGUCGGUUUUCCAGUACUGCAGAGAUGUUGCAAUUGACUGCAACAUUGCAAAUGAUAUACGUGGACUAAAUCAGAAACUGGAGAACGUUAUAUCAGAGAGUACAAUGCUCCAUAUUAAUCCAGUGGUAGAGGAUCCAGUCAGAUCAUAUCUUGAUGUUGGUCCAGAUCUUGAGCCUGAUAUUGUAGGCAAAGAGGUGGAGAAUGACUGCAACAGUCUCAUCCAGCUCCUACAAAGAGAAUAUACUACUACUAGCUGUCCUUUGUUUGCUGUAAUAGGAACGAUUGGAGUCGGCAAGACUACUCUUGCUCGAAAGGUAUACCAUAGGGCAACAGCCAUGUUUGAGACCAGAUUAUGGGUACAUGUCUCAAAAGACUUGACGCACCUGACAAUGUGGUCAAAUGGGAGGUAUACGAGAGCAGAUACUGCAGAACAACAAGCACUUUUACGUACAUGUUUAGAAGGUAAGAAAUUCCUGCUGGUCAUUGAUGAUGUGUGGGGAGAGAAUGUUUGGGAUGGGCUGUUAGAGAUACAAGCACAACAUGGCGCCCCUGGCAGCAGAGUCCUUAUAACAACCCGAGAUGAGCGUGUUGCAAGGAGGAUGGGGGCCAUCCAUCAUUACCGUGUGAAGAGCUUGAGUGAGGAUGAUGGUUGGUGGUUGCUUCGUACAAGGGCUUUCCCCAAUGAGAGCACUGGGAACAUGCAGGAUGUUGGAAGACGAAUCGUCCGAAAGUGCAAUGGCCUUCCAAUGGCAAUACGGAGAAUGGGAUGCUAUCUACGAGGCGUUGACCCAAGGGAAGAUGAUUGGGAGAGAGUCUACUUGAGCGAUUUCUGUGGCAUUUCUAGGAGGAUACGGAGUACUAUUAAUAUGAGCUACAUGGAGUUGUCAUAUCGCCUGAAGAGGUGUUUUUUAUAUUGUGCGUUAUACCCAGAGGGAUUUGUGAUUGAGCAGCAGUGUAUCACCCGCCAGUGGAUUGCGGAGGGGUUCAUUGUGACCCUGCAGAAUUCAACACAGCCACAGUCUACAACAGUUGAAGAGGAGGCUGAGAAAUGUUAUGAUGAAUUGUUAGCAAGGGGCCUUCUUUUGCCAGAAAAUGACUCUAGUGCUGCAGUUCGAUCGAAGAUGCCUCAUCUUUUCAGAUCAUUUGCACUUCUCCAGUCUCAAGAUGAAAAUUUCAGCGGCAAUCCCCAAGAUAUUGGUGAUGUUUUUAAACCAUGUCGCUUAUCCAUCACAAAUGCAAGUGCAGAAGCCAUCCGGUAUGGAAUUAAAAAGCUUAAGAGCUUGAGGACAAUUCUAUUGUUUGAGAGUCCACUGAGCGACAACGAUAUUUUCCAGAAAUUCACACACCUAAGGGUUCUGGACCUUGGAAAUACCCAGAUUGAGUGUGUUACCAGUAGCUUAGGACGGAUGACACACCUGAGAUAUCUUAGCUUUGCUAAUACUCAAGUUAGAGAAAUUCCUGGUACUAUUGAGAAUAUGAGGAUGCUGCAGUUCUUAAUUCUCAAGAACUGUACUCAUCUCGAUUCCCUCCCUCAAUCUGUUGGCCGCCUAAUAAACUUGAGAAGCCUUGACAUCUCAGGAGCUGGACUAAAGCGUGUGCCAUUCCGAUUCUCCAAGAUGAGAGAACUCAACUGCCUACAAGGUUUUCUUCCAAGGUCAGCUGGUGCAGAAAAUAGAAGUGGCUGGGAGUUUAAAGAACUGAGCUCCUUAACUAAGCUGACAAGCCUCCAGAUACUGAAGCUAGAGAGAACACUAAAUGUGGAAGAUGCAAGGCAAUCAGCACUGGAGGGAAAGUGUCAUCUCAAAGUGCUUGAGUUAUGCUGCAGCACUAACGACCAAACAAUGGAUAUUAGUAGAGAUGAGAAUACAAAAAAUGUUUUUGAAGGGCUGAAGCCGGGACCUUCUAUUGUUUCUGUCAAGCUAGUAAACUAUAAUGGCCAUGGAUUUCCAUCUUGGCUGUCUCCGUUUGCUCUACCACUGCUGCAGCGGUUAACCCUUGAUGGCUGUCUUUAUUGCCAAUUUUUUCCAUCUCUGGGCCAGAUGGAAAAUUUGAAGUUUCUUGCGAUAACUGGUUCCAAUUUGUCAUCUACCAUUGGCCCCGAGUUUCGUGGAACACCAGAUAAUGGAGUGGCAUUUCCAAAACUAGAGCAGCUGCUCAUGAGUAGAAUGAGCAACUUGGAGUCAUGGUGGGGCCUCGAAGAGGGGGAUAUGCCUUCACUCAUUAAUCUCAGGCUUGAUGGAUGUUCCAAGCUGGAUUCACUGCCCUACUGGCUUGAGCAUUGUACAUCACUGACAAGCUUGCAGAUAGAUCAUGCUGAUAACCUAGAAGAAAUCAUGAACUUACCUGCACUUAAACAGCUUAGAGUUCAGAGGAACCCAUUGCUGACAAGGAUCUCAAACCUCGAGAGGCUUGAAGAUUUGCAUGUUCUCCAUUGCUUGCGUCUGGAAGUUGUACAAGGUGUCCCUUCGUUACGCAAUGUGCAUUCAGAUGAAAGAAAUUUAACCGAACUUCCACAUUGGCUGCGUCCACAAGAACCUUUCAUGCUCAGGAGAUUGGAGAUUGUUGGCACUGAAGAGCUUCUUGACAGAUGCUCCUCUGCUAGUGGCCCAUACUGGUCUGUCAUCCAAAAUGCUGAUCAUGUCUAUGCCAAUCUGCCAGAUGGUUCCUUCUACUUCUCCUUCAACAAAAGUACCAGCUACUUUCAUAGAAGUGCAAGAUCCCUUGCACAAUCUUUGUUAUACAUAUCACCUAGCUUCAUCAUGCCCGCUGUUCCACAAGCCGAUGAUGUGAUUUUGAUGGGAGAACCUGAAAGCAGAAACAUGCAAAUUGGUCAAUCCACAAGUCCGUCAUGGGUGAGGACUCAACUUUUCACAGUUCUCCUAUUUGUUGUCACCAUUCUGAUGUACCUCAUUUUGUUGGCUCACAACUCAUCUAGCACCUUCAUUUCCCUAUGGACCUUCUGAUUUUCUUUUCAACCAGUCUUAUAUUCUCUUGUAUAUUUGUGAAGCAUCAAUAAUAUUUGCAACCAUUCGGAAUCGACUAUCUAUCCUC
This is a messenger RNA of Lolium rigidum, 3653 nucleotides long. Its product is annotated as putative disease resistance protein RGA3. NCBI's taxonomy places the organism in Eukaryota, Viridiplantae, Streptophyta, Magnoliopsida, Poales, Poaceae. Gene Ontology annotation, biological process: defense response to other organism. The coding region runs from base 302 to 3565 and encodes 1087 amino acids. The transcript has 4 exons. Gene Ontology annotation, molecular function: ADP binding. The record is from RefSeq and is a predicted model, not a curated record.